Messenger RNA from Perkinsus marinus ATCC 50983, 1845 nucleotides. RefSeq names its product alpha/beta hydrolase, putative. The transcript is spliced from 2 exons. Lineage: Eukaryota; Perkinsozoa; Perkinsida; Perkinsidae. The record is from RefSeq and is a predicted model, not a curated record. The coding region runs from base 1 to 1845 and encodes 614 amino acids.
AUGGCGGGGGCAUCAACAGGAACUGCAUCAUCAGCAUCAGCAUCGACGUCCUCAAAGGCACUCGAGUGGCUUUUUGCCUUGAAGUUCGCCAUCAACUGUUUGCUGUUCUUGCUGAAGUCCCGUGUUCCCCGUAUUAUCACUUUGCUUGAUUUGUUCGUUUGUGUCUCCUCUGUGGGCGACUUUGUUAACCACUACCAUAAUGAUCUUUUAUCCCUGUACAUUUACCUCGUCAUAUUCAUUGCUCGUUUUCUCGUUAUUAACAUUGCAUUUCAGUAUCGUCGUAAGACUUCUAUGGUGCCGGACAUAGUCGUUUCGGUAGUCGUAGUCGCCUCCAUCGUUUACUCGUUGUGGUUGUACAUCACUACUGGGAAUAUGCCCGGUCGAACGCUGACUAUUGUCGCCCUUUGCUUGCUUGAGGGCUUCUUCUUCCUGAAGCACUCUGAUCGUAUUCGUCAGCGAAAAUUGUGUCGUUUCAACGCCAACUUCCGGUUGACCGCUCGCUUCCCAUUCGCGAGCCGUCGUCGUCGUCCUCGUCAUCAUCACCAUCACCAAAAUGUCGAUUUAGAAGCGCCUCUGAUCGGUCCCGACCAGCCCAAAGAGAUCACUGUGACCAGCAGUGUUGACAGCGAGGGUGACUUGGAGCAUGGCUCAAAGGUUUCCUCUGCAUCCUUCGACUCGUCUCGUCGUGUGUUCGCCACCGGCCCGGACGCUCAUUAUCUGUGCACAGCUACUGGCACUGAUUACAGCGACAUGGAGUGGCCAUAUAGCGACACUGCUGGAGGCAUUCUCUGCUACUACCAGAAUGUUCGAUCUACCACGCCGGUCGUCAAUUUACUGCUGAUUCAUCAGUUUGGUGGAGGUUGUUUUACGUGGAAGCGAUCGGUGCCUUUACUCGUGAAUGAAUGCAACGCCAACGUGACGUGUUUUGAUCGACCAGCGCAUGGCUUCACAGAGCGGCCCAAGGACCCAGCAUCGCCUGUUUACAUAAUGAGUGAAGGAGGUCGGCCGGUGUUGUUACCGCCUUAUUCCAUAUCGUUCGCUCGUGAGACCAUAGAUCUCUUUCGUCGUUUUUCGGCCGGUACUUUACCUCAAAUAUUGGUUGGCGUUGGCGCCGGCGCUUUGCUUGCUCUGGAGUCAGCAGCAUGCAAUGAAAGUGUCAGUGGCGUGGUAUUGAUCUCCCCGACGGUUACAACCGGUAUGGGCUUGCCUGGGGUCAUACGAUCGAUACUGACUAGUAAUGUGAGUAGAGCGUUGUCGCUGUCGAUGUUACGGUCAGAAGUGGCUGACUUCAUGAUGAGGAAGUCCUGGUAUAGAAGUAGUAAGAUCCCACAGUGGCUGCAAGAAGACUAUAGGGUGCCCACCCGGUUGGAGGGCUGGGACGCGGCUAUUGUGGAGAUGAAUAAGCAGCGUACUAAUGUCCGUUGGAAAGUACCAGUCGACCUACCCAAGUGUCCGAUAUUGUUGCUGACGGGUGAUCAUGACAAGGUUGUACCGAAGAGGGAGUAUCAGCGCUUCUUCACUCACCUUCUGUCGAAGAAGUGCGAUGCGCGAUGGGAGGUCGUACCGAGAUGUGGGCAUCUGGUAGAGGAAGAGCAGCCCGAGAAGUUUGCGUUGGCUAUGCGAAGUUUCACUGAAUAUUGCGUAACCCCUCGGAGGCUGUGGCUAGCAAGUCGAGCACGAGCCGUCAGCGCAAACGCCAUGGUACCGACGCCACCAUCCGGUGCUGCACAUCGAGGGUCGUUGUCGAUGCUAGAAGACGAAGAUGACGACGAUGAUGUGGCGGAGUUGCGGUUCUUGAGUCCUCCUUUAUCGGUGCGGCCCGUGCGGGCUGUGACUGAUAGGUGA